Molecule: messenger RNA, 1038 nt
Organism: Diaporthe batatas
Lineage: Eukaryota; Fungi; Ascomycota; Sordariomycetes; Diaporthales; Diaporthaceae
Exons: 1
Coding region: 1-1038 (345 amino acids)
Source: RefSeq, a predicted model, not a curated record
AUGAUGCAUCUUACUGUUCAGAGCAUCUUCCUGGGUGCUGCUGUCGCCGCGGCACUACAAGAACCCCUGCCGACCCCCGGUGACAGCCCUCAUUGGAACCAGUUUCCAGACCCACCAUCCCUAGAAGUGCUAAAGUGCGAACAUCUCGUCAAAGAAUUUGUCGAACUCGGUAACGCAUACUACAUUGGCACAUACCGUUCCGACGAGGCCCCUCCCAAGGACAGGUGGAGAAGCCUCACCCACCCGAAUCUUCCAUACCUCGACAUCCAGAAGUGUCAGGAUCUCAUCGAAGAGUACAAGGAGAAGACCUACAGGUGGCCCUUGGAGGCCGGCCUGUGCGGCGUGGCCGAUUACAAAGACUGUCUGUGGAAUAACAAGCUUGACCCCAAGUGCGAGGACAAGCUGGGCCAACAUGGCGACUGUCGCCCAGACAUGAAGAAGUGGAUCAUAGACUCCUACGGCACCAAGGUCAUAUCCCACUACAAUCACGUCCACGGCCAACCAGGCCAUCACAAUGGGCCAACUGCCAGCUCCAUCCAGGCCCGUCGCGAAAGCUCCGAUAUCACCAACCCCCCUCCGACGGUCGAGUGCCUCCUAAGCUGUCUCCGUGGGCCGGCGAGAACCAUCGAGGAGGUAGCCGCCAGAGCCGCAUGUGUGCGCGGCUGUAGCGAGAAGGCCGAGUCCCUAGACGUCGCAAGUAACGAAAACCUGGCCAGCUCUACCAAAGAGGCACAGGACGCACACCCCGAGGGCGUUGUUGAGAAGCGAGAUUGUGCAUCCGACUGUAUUGAUAAUUCUCGCAGCAAGGCAGAGAUGACUAAGUGUUUCCAGAAGUGCGUGGAUGACGGCGAAUGGGACUUAUCCGACGGAAGCACACCCGCCAGCCCCAUCCAGGCCCAUGACGCAGACUCUGAGGCUGGAGUUCUUGUUGAAAAGCGGUCGCCAGGAUGCACAUCAAAAUGUAUGCGCGGGCCGCCGAGAACGCCCAAGGAGAGACACAAUUGUAUUCGCCGUUGCCCAACGAGGUCUCUUGAUUGA